AUGAGUUGGGAUGGUUUCAAGAAGGCUAUUAAUAGGGCCAGUAAUACUGUUAUAGUUAAAAAUGUUGACAAAACAGUUGAUAAGGAGUAUAAUAUGGAGGAACGUCGUUAUAAGGUUUUACAAAAGAGUGGUGAUACCUUGCAGAAGGAGUCCAAGGGUUAUUUGGAUUCUUUGAGAGCAGUUACUGCUUCUCAAGUUACUAUUGCUGAGGUAAUUUCUAAUUUGUAUGAUGAUUCUAAAUAUGUCAGUGGUGGUGGUUAUAAUGUUGGUAAUUACUACUUGCAAUGUGUUCAAGAUUUUGAUUCUGAAACUGUUAAGCAGUUAGAUGGUCCUUUUAGAGAAACUGUGUUGGAUCCAAUUGCUAAGUUUUCUACUUAUUUCAAAGAAAUUGAAGAAGCUAUCAAGAAAAGAGAUCAUAAAAAGCAAGAUUAUGAUGCUGCCAAGGCUAAAGUACGUAGACUAGUUGAUAAGCCUGCAAAGGAUGCCUCCAAGUUGCCAAGAGCUGAAAAGGAGUUAAAUAUUGCUAAAGAUAUUUUUGAUCACUUGAAUAAUCAAUUGAAAUAUGAAUUACCUCAAUUAAUUGCUCUGAGGGUGCCUUAUUAUGAUCCAAGUUUUGAAGCUUUAGUGAAAAUUCAAAUGAGAUUCUGUACUGAUGGUUACACUCGUCUGGCCCAAGUGCAACAAUACUUGGACCAACAGUCUAGAGAUGAUUACGCAAAUGGGUUGUUGGAUGACAAAAUCUCCGAUUUAUUACAUCAAAUGACAACUUUAGACAUCUGUGCCUUAGGUAUAAAAUAG
This is a messenger RNA of Vanderwaltozyma polyspora DSM 70294, 798 nucleotides long. RefSeq names its product BAR domain-containing protein. Gene Ontology annotation, cellular component: actin cortical patch; medial cortex; mating projection tip. The record is from RefSeq and is a predicted model, not a curated record. The transcript has a single exon. Gene Ontology annotation, biological process: actin filament organization; endocytosis; plasma membrane tubulation. Gene Ontology annotation, molecular function: protein binding; lipid binding. NCBI's taxonomy places the organism in Eukaryota, Fungi, Ascomycota, Saccharomycetes, Saccharomycetales, Saccharomycetaceae. Bases 1 to 798 code for a protein of 265 amino acids.